GGGCAGCAGAGCGAGACUCUGUCCUGAAAAAAAAAAAAAAUUAUAUAUAUAUAACAAGAAUGAAGAGAGACAUUUACUGGGGCACCAAUGGCAUUGCCAUAUCCUAGUAUUUAUUUCCCAGGUUUAAAUCAUAUCUAAUCUGAUAAAUUCAUUUCCCUGAGACAUGAUUAUUUUUCUCCAUCUUACAAGAUUAAAGUAACUAGGAAUGUUUGGCUCAGAAAAACAACAAAUUAGGAGGAACAUGGGAAUUGUCUUCAAACAACUGAAGUAUGGUCAUGUUAGAAAAGAUUCGAUUCUUUCUGUAUAGUCCCAGCGGAUUGAACCUAUGUGUUGAAUUUAUAGUAAAACAGAUUUUAGUUCAGUUUAAGGAAGAAAUGUCCUAACGGUCAAAUCUGCUUAGAGAGGGAGUUGGCUGCGUAGGAAGGGAGUGCAGUGGUCCUUCUUGAAGUUUUAAUAUAUGAGGUGGAUGACCUUCUCCUGGGUGUGUACGGUAAAUUCAGAUGUUGAGUGAUUAUCGUGUUAGGUAGGCUAUAAGGACCUGUCCUACUCUGGAUUAUUUAGGAAAAAUGGGUGAUGGAAAGAAACCAGGUGAUUAAUACAGGAUGAGAAAGGAGACUUAAUGGUUAAUAGGGUAUAAGAAAGGGGGAAACUGAGGGUUGUCCAGAAUGUCUCUCCCAACCAUUAGAGCCCUAGAAAGUUCACGUUUUCUCUGCCAGAGACAUUUAAGAAAUUGUUGGCUCUGGUUUCAUAAGAGGUUGUUCUGUAGAACUUGAGGAAUUUUUGGCAUUUUCAGAGACUGAACAGUUCUGCUUCAGUAAUGAGCCUCUGGCUGGAGUCAUUGAGUGCUGCUAAAUCAGAAGUGUCCAGGUUGUGGGCUUUAGGUGGGAGCAACAGCGUCUGUCAGUUGAUUUCAUUUCUUUCUAGUAAUUUUCACAAUUCUUUCUUAUUAUUGUUACAUUAAACUAAACCUCAGCAACAGGCUGAGACUAUUCUCUUGUUCUGAACGUUUGGGUUUGUUUUUUCAGCUUCCAUUUCUAGCUUUACUAAAGAAAAAUGUUGCAUGAAUAUUCUCAACACUGGAAUUUGAAGUAGGAAGAAAGCUGAAGUCGACAUGUCUUUGUUUUCAACCAAGAUUUAGUGUUUUCUGGGGAGGAGUAUGGUAAAGUUGAUUGGUUGUUUCAUUAUGGAUGGAGGGGAUGAUGGUAACCUUGUUAUCAAAAAGAGGUUUGUGUCUGAGGCAGAACUAGAUGAACGGCGCAAAAGGAGGCAAGAAGAAUGGGAGAAAGUUCGAAAACCUGAAGAUCCAGAAGAAUGUCCAGAGGAGGUUUAUGACCCUCGCUCUCUGUAUGAAAGACUACAGGAACAGAAGGACAGGAAGCAGCAGGAGUAUGAGGAACAGUUCAAAUUCAAAAACAUGGUAAGAGGCUUAGAUGAAGAUGAGACCAACUUCCUUGAUGAGGUUUCUCGACAGCAGGAACUAAUAGAAAAGCAACGAAGAGAAGAAGAACUGAAAGAACUGAAGGAAUACAGAAAUAACCUCAAGAAGGUUGGAAUUUCUCAAGAGAACAAGAAGGAAGUGGAAAAGAAACUGACUGUGAAGCCCAUAGAAACCAAGAACAAGUUCUCCCAGGCAAAGCUGUUGGCAGGAGCUGUGAAGCAUAAGAGCUCAGAGAGUGGCCACAGUGUGAAAAGACUGAAACCGGACCCUGAGCCAGAUGACAAGAAUCAAGAGCCCUCAUCCUGCAAGUCUCUCGGAAACACUUCCCUGAGUGGCCCCUCCAUCCACUGCCCCUCUGCUGCAGUCUGUAUCGGCAUCCUCCCGGGCCUGGGCGCCUACUCUGGGAGCAGCGACUCCGAGUCCAGCUCAGACAGCGAAGGCACCAUCAAUGCCACCGGAAAGAUUGUCUCCUCCAUCUUCCGAACCAACACUUUCCUCGAGGCCCCCUAGUUUCUCUGUCCUUACACAGGGAGCUCCUCCCCAAGGGUAGAUCGGACCGUUCAUGCUGCCUUCAGGCAUUACAUCCCUCAAAAAAAAAACUCCUUUGCCUGCAUCCUGUGCACAACAUGACAUUUUUAACCAAUCCAAUCUAAAAAUGUGCCAGAUCCACCUGUGGCCCAAAUCGUGUUUGGUUUCUCUUUCUACUGCAGUGCACAUGAGCAAACCUGUCCCGCUGCCACUUUCCUCACUGAUAUUGGGAGGAGGGCAAGGCCCAGCUGAAGUUCCACUAAAAAUGCCCUAGGAGAGUAGGCACCGGCUGGCUUGCCAAAGGGUUUGGGUUUUAUUGCUUUCUGUUUUUUUCUUUUCCCGACAGCACAAAGAAGUAAGGGCAGUUAUUGGACAGGUGUUAUUUAAACAUUCUAUUGUAGGUGAAUGUGUUGUUUGGUUCUACUGCAUUGUGGAGCAUGCGGGGGAAGAGAACUGACCCAGGUGAUGAAAUGGAGCCCUUCCCUGGAACUAACCAGUCCUUGAUGUUGUGUGACUAAGUAAAGAUGAUAAACCCCGUCUGCUGGGGGUGUCACUUCACACUCGGCAUGCAUUGUGAAAGCUUUCCAUACCCUUGGCCAUUCUCUCUCCCCUCUUUAUCCAACCCCAUUUAUGCAGGAAGGGACUGCUAACAAGAAAGCUUCCAUCUCAAACCUUUUCUCUGCCUGGGAAAUUAUUUUAUGUUUGUUUUUGGAAUAAAGGAUUUAGUUUAAGAUUCUAAAUUUUAGAGAAACAAACGUAGGCCUUGUUUACUCAUAGCCAGACAUCAGAACUGCGGGUAGGUAUGUUAAUGAGAUGACUUAUUUCUGGCAGCUCCUGGAAUCCUGAUAUUGUAAACGAGUGGGACACACUUGCAUAUUGUGACUGUUCUACUGAGGCCCUUCUCUGUUUAAUGCACAUUAUACUUGUGCUUUUCACUGUGGAAUCUAUUUCUAACCUAAAGGUGCUGCCCUAGUACUUUUCUUUGCUGCCCCUGCUGCUCUUUUUCCUUUCCAAACAGCAACUCUGAGGCCAUGAGCAGCCAAUAACUAGAGGUGCUGCUCCACCUUGCCUCAUAAAGGGAAACGGGCUCAUCCCUUGGAUUCUGGAGGAGGGAGAGGGAGACGGUUUGGAGGCCUCUAGGAAAGAGAUAAGAUAUGAGCUUUGAUGACAAUCUGUAGGCUCUCCUGCUUUAGAAUAAGCGUGUACCGUUCUUUAUCCAUUCCCCUUGUUCCUACGUCAAUUGUUUUUACUGUCUUGGGUGUGAGACUGAGUGAGACACACACAAAAUGUGUUGACACUGUGAUGCCGGCAGGCAGAGCAGCUACUGACUUUGAACGUGGGCAGAGAGGCCCCUGGAUCUCAUCCAGCCCACUCGUUUUCCCCUUCCAGUGCAGUGACACUCCAGUGCCCAUUGGCAGAUGGCAACUUCCCUGCACCCAUAACUGAUGCUUUGUGAAUUCUUCCUCCUUUUCAGAACUACUCUGUGCUAAUUGUUCCUGACUGCCAGUAUGGGCGCGUCAGCUCCAUCCUAACAAACAAGAUGUUUAGGUAAAACUGUGUAGGCACCUUCUGCUUCUCUGCUUCAUUGUUCCUGUGAUAGUCGUGUUAUUACAGCAUGUACCCCCCAAAACAGCCUCACAUUGUUACAGGAGGCAGGCUAGGGCUUCAGGUCACCAUCUUUAUGUGGCUUGAGUCAAGCCACAUUACUGUACCUCAUGGCCUCUUGAUGUGGAAAGAACUUGACAAAAGGUUGCAGGGUUUAAAAACAUACAUUAACAUGAAAGCUAAUAAACCUGUCAGAGAACAAGA
This is a messenger RNA of Piliocolobus tephrosceles (Ugandan red Colobus), 3775 nucleotides long. It is a transcript of the gene PSME3IP1, whose product is annotated as proteasome activator subunit 3 interacting protein 1. The transcript has 7 exons. The record is from RefSeq and is a predicted model, not a curated record. Gene Ontology annotation, cellular component: nucleus. Lineage: Eukaryota; Metazoa; Chordata; Mammalia; Primates; Cercopithecidae. Bases 1157 to 1948 code for a protein of 263 amino acids.